This is a messenger RNA of Solanum verrucosum, 2513 nucleotides long. Its product is annotated as carbon catabolite repressor protein 4 homolog 1-like. The coding region runs from base 405 to 2186 and encodes 593 amino acids. Gene Ontology annotation, molecular function: poly(A)-specific ribonuclease activity. The record is from RefSeq and is a predicted model, not a curated record. NCBI's taxonomy places the organism in Eukaryota, Viridiplantae, Streptophyta, Magnoliopsida, Solanales, Solanaceae. The transcript is spliced from 12 exons. Gene Ontology annotation, cellular component: nucleus; CCR4-NOT complex; cytoplasm. Gene Ontology annotation, biological process: nuclear-transcribed mRNA poly(A) tail shortening.
AGACUAGUGUCUUCCCUCCUCUCUCUCCGUUUGUAAAACCCUAAAAUCACAUCCAAUCAAUCGAUUCUCCCCUCCUCUCUCUAAAGUUUUCUAUUUGUCUCUUAACAACAAUUUGAAUCUUCAUUGAUUUCUCUGUAGUUUGUCCUCAUUUCCAUUUUCAUUGAAGAUCUCUUCGAUUUUAAUCCAAAUUUUGUGUUGGUGAUAUUAUAUACUAUUUUCUGUUGGUGAUAUUGAGGGCAAAGAAGACUGGCGAUUGGUGCAGAAGUCUGUUGAAUGGCGGAUACGCCGCAUCUCCAAUAUAUCUUGGAUUGUUCUCACUUAAACUUAGUACUAGGAGAAGUUGCAGUUGUGUUGAGAAAAAGAAAAGAGUGCGUUAACUUCAAUAUUUUUCAGGAAGGAGAACAAUGCUGAGUGUGGUGCGGGUGCAUCUCCCGUCUGACAUUCCCAUAGUAGGCUGUGAACUUACCCCCUAUGUUUUGUUGCGUUGUCCUGAUUCAUUACUCAUUUCUGAUGAUAUCCCUGAAUCCGCCCCUAUUUACGGCUGCUUCUUGAGAUAUAAGUGGUACCGAAUACAAAGUGAUAAAAAUGUUGCCAUGUGCAGCAUCCAUCCAUCUGAGCAAGCUACGCUGCAGUGCCUUGCAUGUGUGAAGGCCAAAAUCCCUGUUGCCAAGAGUUACCAUUGCUCCCCAAAAUGUUUCUCAGAUGCAUGGCAGCAUCAUCGUCUUCUGCAUGAACGUGCUGCUAGUGCUGUGAAUGCAAAUGGAAAUGAGGAAAAUACAGGAUCUGGUGUUAAUACAAGCUUGAUUUCUUCGCAAUCAAGCGGUAGCUUGACAAAUGGAACAACACCUUUAUAUCCUGUAGUAGUAAGUCAAAGAAAUGGUGGUGAAACCUGGUUUGAAGUUGGACGCUCUAAAACUUACACCCCAUCUGCAGAUGAUAUUGGUCACACCCUUAAAUUUGAAUGUGCUAUCAUCAAUGCAGAAACAAAAUUAUCUGUUGGAAAUGCUAGUACCAUGAUGUCUCGAGUGAUUCCUGCUCCAUCUCCUACUCCACGUCGCUUGAUUUCAGUUAGUGGAGUUGAUAUACCACUGCAUCUGGACUUAGAUAGUCGUUUAUCAUCUUCAGGAACUUUUACUGUGCUCUCAUACAACAUUCUGUCUGAUGCAUAUGCAACAAAUGAAUUGUACAGUUAUUGCCCCUCUUGGGCUCUUGCUUGGACUUACCGGAGACAAAAUCUAUUGCGUGAAAUAGUUGGCUACCGUGCAGACAUUGUUUGCCUCCAAGAGGUUCAGAGUGAUCACUUUGAAGAAUUCUUUGCUCCUGAGCUGGACAAACAUGGUUAUCAAGCUUUGUUCAAAAGAAAAACAACUGAGGUGUUCAGUGGGAAUAUCAACACCGUUGAUGGUUGUGCCACAUUUUUCCGCCGAGAUAGAUUCGCACAUGUUAAAAAAUAUGAGGUUGAGUUCAACAAAGCUGCUCAAUCUUUGACUGAAGCCUUAGUACCCAGCGCCCAAAAGAAGACCGCAUUAAAUCGUUUGCUGAAGGAUAAUAUUGCACUUAUUGUGGUUCUGGAAGCAAAGUUCAAUAACCAGGGGGUUGACAACCCUGGGAAGCGUCAACUUGUUUGUGUGGCUAACACACAUGUAAAUGUUCAUCAAGAGUUAAAGGAUGUCAGACUUUGGCAGGUUCACACACUUUUAAAAGGACUAGAGAAAAUUGCUGCUAGUGCUGACAUUCCUAUGCUGCUCUGUGGCGAUUUUAAUUCAGCUCCUGGAAGUGCUCCUCAUGCACUUGUUGCAAUGGGGAAAGUUGAUCCAAUGCAUCCAGAGUUAGCAGUGGACCCUCUUGGUAUUUUGCGUCCAGCCACAAAGUUAACGCAUCAACUGCCAUUGGUAAGUGCUUACACAUCCUUUGCCCGAAUACCUGUGGUUCCUGGACUAGAUCAGAAACGGAGGAAGCUUGAUCCCGGCACGAACGAACCUUUGUUUACAAGCUGCACCAGAGAUCAUUUUGGGACUCUUGAUUAUAUAUUCUAUUCUGCCGACUCUGUAACUGUUGAAUCGUUGUUAGAGCUCUUGGAUGAGGAAAGCUUGAGAAAAGACACAGCACUUCCUUCUCCAGAGUGGUCGUCUGAUCAUAUAGCACUCUUAGCUGGGUUUCGCUGCAAGCCUAGAACUAGGCGCUGACAAUGGGUCUUGCUUGAGGGAUGAACUUGAAAAUAGAAGCACAAAACAAUCCAAAGGACAAAUAUAAGUCAUUGUAAGAAUAGUAGCUGAUGAUAUGGCCCCCUGCCUUCUUUUUUCGGUGUCUGUGGUGGGAUAGCAGUUGAUCCUUGUAUUAUGUUACCUUAUCAUCACAUAGAUAGUUUUUAAAAUUUUGAAAAGUCAGUGGAAAUUUGCAUCAAUGUAUGUUCUUUAGAAUAAAAGCACAGUUAGAAUAGAGUUAGAGACUUGCAUAGACAGAAGUUUAGGGGCAGAGGAAGAAAAGUGGUUCAGUGUUGUGGAUUUAAUUUC